UACUCAUUUUUUAUGCACUAAAUUUCAAAGUUUCGCUCGUUUUUGUUGUCAAAGUCCUGCCAGUGCAAGCAACCGUUAUUUAUUUUGUUUUAUUAGCCAACACGUGCCAACAUUGAUCUCUAAACACACAAAAACAAGUGUCAUUCCGUGAAUAACAAUGUCUGAUCGAAAUUUCUCAUCAAUUUCGAAUAACAUUUGAAAUAUAUAUAUUUUUUUUUUGGUUUGUGAUUUAAGCUGUGAAAGUGAAACAACGAUGUGUUUGCGUAUAGCAUACCAAAAUGCAAUUACAAUACAAUAAUAUAUAUAGUGGCGCGCUCUAAAAAUCCUUUCAACUAAUUUCACAGCUGCCUCCUAACAAAAACCAACAGCAACAACAACAGCAGCGGCAUGGAUGCCCCCACACAGUCUAUUUAUCCGCAUUCCGCAACGCUUUUCGCUGCCAUCAGUGCCUGUGUUUUUGUGACCGUCGGAGUGUUCGGCAAUCUGAUAACAUUGCUGGCGUUGUUAAAGAGCCCAACGAUACGCGAACAUGCGACAACAGCCUUUGUCAUAUCCCUGAGCAUAUCCGAUUUAUUAUUCUGCUCCUUCAGCCUGCCACUGACAGCCGUGCGUUUCUUUCAGGAGAGCUGGACAUUUGGGAGCACUUUGUGCAAGAUCUUUCCGGUGAUCUUCUAUGGCAAUGUCGCCGUCUCACUGCUCAGCAUGGUGGGCAUUACGCUAAAUAGAUAUAUACUCAUUGCCUGCCAUAGCCGAUACUCACAGAUCUAUAAGCCCAAGUUGAUAACGCUUCAACUGGUGUUCGUUUGGGCCGUAUCCUUUCUACUGCUGCUGCCACCCAUAUUGGGCAUAUGGGGUGAGAUGGGUCUCGACGAGGCAACCUUCUCGUGCACAAUACUCAAAAAGGAGGGCAAAUCGAUUAAGAAGACACUCUUCCUAAUUGGCUUUCUGUUGCCCUGUCUGGUUAUCAUCAUAUCGUAUUCCUGUAUCUAUAUAACCGUGCUGCAUCAGAAGAAAAAGAUACGCAGUCAUGAUAAUUUUCAAAUUGGCGCCGCCGGUGCCGCUAAAACAGCAUCAGCAUCCGGUUCCUAUGUGACGACGACGAGUACGCGUAAGGCGCGUGAGGAUAAUCGCUUGACGGUGAUGAUGGUCACCAUAUUUUUGUGUUUCCUCAUCUCUUUCCUGCCGCUGAUGCUGGCCAACGUUGUCGAUGAUGAGCGCAACACCUCCUAUCCCUGGCUGCACAUCAUUGCCUCGGUGAUGGCCUGGGCCUCUAGCGUCAUCAAUCCGAUUAUCUAUGCGGCAAGCAAUCGCAACUACAGAGUUGCCUAUUACAAGAUAUUCGCAUUACUCAAGUUCUGGGGCGAGCCGCUGUCGCCGAUGCCAAGUAGAAACUAUCACCAAAGCAAAAACUCAAAGGAAUUAUCAGGCGUCAUUCGCAGCACGCCAUUGUUUCAUGCUGUUCAAAAGAAUAGUAUUAACCAAAAGUGCCAAACAUAUUCAGUAUGAGUCUUUUGUAUUCGAAUUUGCAAUACACGACAAUUAACUACUUAUUAAUAUAAUAUACACAUAUACAAA
This is a messenger RNA of Drosophila grimshawi, 1575 nucleotides long. It is a transcript of the gene Tre1, whose product is annotated as protein trapped in endoderm-1. The record is from RefSeq and is a predicted model, not a curated record. The coding region runs from base 388 to 1506 and encodes 372 amino acids. Gene Ontology annotation, cellular component: membrane. NCBI's taxonomy places the organism in Eukaryota, Metazoa, Arthropoda, Insecta, Diptera, Drosophilidae. Gene Ontology annotation, biological process: G protein-coupled receptor signaling pathway. The transcript has 7 exons. Gene Ontology annotation, molecular function: G protein-coupled receptor activity.